AAGCGGAAAAAAAAUGCUGAAUUAGGUCAUGAAAACCCUAUUUCGAUUGGAUCGAACCGCGAGGAGCGGUGUGUGGAAGAUGCCGCGAUUUCGCUAAUUGAUCUUCUUCUUCUCCACCGAGCAGCUCUCUCUCUCUCUAUAUAUAUUUAUAUAUAUAAUUGUCGUACUAUCCUAUCCAUUCUAUCCAUCAAUUAUUCUGCAAAAAUUAACUCAAUUUCACUUCCAAGUUCGUACCUUUGUCUCCAUUAAUCCCUUACACAACUCCAAUCAUUAUUACCAAUAUCUUCACCGAUUAUUGCCUAACUUCCCUCAUAUUCUUUAUCUGCUUAUUGUAUUCAACUCUCUGUUGAUUUGAUACUUGUCUGAAUUGUUGAUUCGGUCAAAAGGGUCGUCUUAUUAUUGGUGUUGAAUAUAUCGGCUGAUUGAUGGAGCCUCUACUUGGUAAAAAGUUCCGUAUGGGACGCAAGAUCGGAAGUGGGUCGUUUGGAGAGAUCUAUCAUGGUAUCAAUUCUCAGACGAAUGAUGAAGUUGCUAUUAAGCUAGAAAAUGUGAAGUCAAAGCAUCCUCAACUGACAUACGAAUCAAAGUUGUAUAGACUACUGCAAGGAGGAACUGGUAUUCCGAAUUUGAAAUGGUUUGGACUUGAAGGAGAAUAUAAUGUUCUUGUGAUGGAUUUACUUGGACCUAGCCUUGAAGAUUUGUUUAGUUUCUGCAAUAGGAAAUUAUCCUUGAAGACUGUUCUAAUGCUUGCUGAUCAGAUGAUUAAUCGUGUUGAAUUUAUCCACGCAAAAUCAUUUCUCCAUCGAGAUCUUAAGCCAGACAACUUUCUAAUGGGCGUUGGAAGACGUUCAAAUCAGGUGUACAUGAUUGACUUCGGCUUAGCAAAGAGAUAUAGGGACUCCAUAACCCAUGUCCAUAUUCCUUACAGGGAAAAUAAAAAUUUGACUGGAACAGCAAGGUAUGCUAGCAUGAAUACACACCUUGGAAUAGAACAAAGCCGAAGGGAUGAUCUUGAAUCACUUGGAUAUAUCCUUAUGUACUUCUUAAGAGGAAGCCUCCCUUGGCAGGGGCUAAGAGCAGGAACCAAGAAACAAAAGUAUGAGAAGAUCUGUGAAAAGAAAGUUUCCACCUCUGUUGAGGCCUUGUGUCGGGGUUACCCUACCGAAUUUGCAACUUACUUCGGUUAUUGUCGUUCUUUACGAUUUGACGAUCCUCCAGACUAUGCUUAUAUGAAAAGAAUCUUCCGUGACCUUUUUAUUCGUGAAGGGUUCCAGUUUGAUUAUGUAUUUGACUGGACUAUCUUGAAGUAUCAACAACCACAUCUUAGGAAUCUUCCUCGUGGCCUUGAACCUGGACCGAGUUCAGUGAUGCAAAAUGUGGUUGCCAACAUUGAUAGUCAGUUAGGAGGUGGUCAGGAUAUAAAGGUUGCAGGACGGUCUGGGGUAAAUCCAUCACGUGGUAAAAGUUCUGGAUUACCCCUAAAUGGUGGAGGAAUAACAAAACAUCACAAGACUCCUGUUGAUGAUUCUCCCACAACCAAGGACACUAUGUUAUCUGGAUCUGAUAUGCUGAGAUCGCGAGGAUCUUCGAGGCGACCUGCUGUGUCCAGUAGCCGUGAUCCUGGGAUUGAAGGUGACACUGCUCAUUUCCAUGGCAGAUAUGAAAGCACAAGUGAUUUGCAGAGAAUCUCCCGUGUUACUACUGAUAGAAGUUCGCCUGUUUUUGCAUCAACCGAUCAAAGACGCCCUCCUUCAGGUAGAAACAGCAGCUCAAACAUAAAGAACUUUGUGUCUACUCUCAAAGGCAUGGAGAACCUGCAUUUGAACACUGAAAGGAAGUAAGUAGAGAUCUCUUUCUCAUAUGAACAUGAACAUGGGUAACACAAAAUGUAAAUUGCACUUUCAAUUAAAAGGUUUCUUGAAGGUAUAAUGAGAAUUUACAGUAUCAAUGUUUUUGGUUUUACAGCACAAAUUUCACAUUUUGCUUAUAUUAUGUUUCAGUUUUAUUAACCUUUUGA
Molecule: messenger RNA, 2017 nt
Organism: Impatiens glandulifera
Lineage: Eukaryota; Viridiplantae; Streptophyta; Magnoliopsida; Ericales; Balsaminaceae
Product: casein kinase I-like
Exons: 13
Coding region: 426-1841 (471 amino acids)
Biological process (GO): peptidyl-serine phosphorylation; endocytosis; signal transduction
Cellular component (GO): nucleus; cytoplasm
Molecular function (GO): ATP binding; protein serine/threonine kinase activity
Source: RefSeq, a predicted model, not a curated record